AUGAUUAAAGUAAAGAGUUCAGGCAUUAAAGAAACUGAUGCAGCUAAAUAUUUUCUUGAAGCGGUCUUAUAGUUAAGAGAUCGUUUAAAUGAAUCUAAAUAAAUCAUUAUUGAUGCAUAAGGAGAAGACAUCUGUGUAGCAACUUGUGUUUUAGAAUUAUUAAAGAAUUAAUUUCCUAAUAAUAAAAAUUUAAUCAAAACAAGUGGUUCUAUCAACGAUAUAUAGGAUUGUAAAGAAAGUGGAAUAAUAAUUAGCUUUCAAGUAUUGGAUUUUGGUUAAGAAAUUUAGAAUCCAUAUACUUAUGUUGAGAAAUAUUGCAUUAAUUGA
Messenger RNA from Paramecium sonneborni, 327 nucleotides. Lineage: Eukaryota; Ciliophora; Oligohymenophorea; Peniculida; Parameciidae. The record is from the annotation of a GenBank genome assembly.